AUGGCGCCACCCGUUAAUAUAGCAACAUCUACAUCACGUGAAGCUGCAGGAGAAAACGGAAGAGGCAGGAUGUCGGGGGACGGUGCUGGUCCUUCACAGAACGAACAGGAUCAUGUUGUUGAAGCUGCACCACCAGAACCGUACGCGUUUGUGACCGUGGGCACGACGAAGUUUGAGCAGCUCAUCAAUUCCUGUUUUGACACUCAAGUUUUCCAGACGCUGAGAGCGAAGAACAUCUCACGCAUCGUACUGCAAACUGGUUCCGGGAAAGUGCCCGCUGCGUGCUUGUUGGCAAGAAAUGCUGAAGUAGAAACUGGCGAAGGUGAUGCGCCGGGUACGGCUACGGGCCAGGACAAUGAUCAUGACGCGGCUCCUUUGUUUCUACCUUUGGACGACGUUGUCAAGAACAGCAUUGUAUCAACUGCAAAAGUGUCUGGGUCUGGAAGAGUCGGGGCUUGUCAAGCACAUUUUGCAUGACCCAUGAGGUCUGUGAUGCUCGUGCUAGCAACGCAGAUUUUUUGAGAGCCUCUUGAUACUAAUUACGCAUGAGAAACGCCCUCUCCGCGUGCCAAGAACUGAGUCCUCUUGCUGCUCAUGCAACACAGAUAUUUUUAGAAUCCGCAGACAGCAUUACAAGUUCCAGUCUUCCAGACCCGGACAUUUUUACAUUUGAUACACCGUGGUCGUGCCGUCGAGUUGUACGGCACCUGUCGCUUGGAAAAUUACCGCCGAAUUCUGCCCCGAAGGAGAGGUGCAGGAGGAGCGCGCGCGGGUCCUCGCGCAACAAGGAGUGAUAAAAAGCAAGUUGCUCUCGUUUGGCAGCCCUGCAGCCGGGCCGCGGGGCGGUGCGACUGAGCGAUUGGAAAGCGAGGCCUCGGCGCAGCCAAAAAUGCUGCGGACGAACGUGGUAAGUACUAGAGUCUAUUGCUACUGCAGCUACUGCCUAAUGUUGAGAUUUUCCGGUAUUACGAGGUCAGCUUCAUUUCUUCACAAUCGUGUCCUCAUCCACUUGCAUUUAAAACUUUUGCGACGCCUCUACCACUUUAUUCAGACCGAGCCUGUCCAUGCUACUCUAGCAGGAACGUGGUAGCCUCGAUAGUUCCUUUCACUAUUACGCAAUUGCUCUACGUCCCUCAUAGUGAAGAAGGACUACCACGGCAGCACGACGAUAAAACACGUAUACAUAAAAACACAGGCGCCCCACUUCUCAAUGGACACAAUUCGCGACGAACUCUUUCUCACCACAGCAGCAGCAGCAGCAGCUCCUUCCCCAACCCCAACGGCAGAACGAGCAGAAAGCUUACACCUCACUUCCACAACCCGGAAAGCUAGUGCGGGGAACACCACCUCCACCACCACGACGAGCACCAGUUCUUCCGAUUGUACCGGGGCUAGUACAACUACUUCUAGCAGAACUUUUGAAAUUUUCAUCGUCCCCUUUUUCCCCGUGAUGUACGACACCGUCGUUGCGAACGCCGCGGUGGUCAUUUCCCACGCCGGUGCCGGGUCGAUUUUGACCGCGCUGCGGAAGAAAAGGAGGCUGUGUGUCGUGGUGAACAUAUGACAGUGCACAACUCCCCCUCCCUCUCAUUUGUCAUGCGAAAACCCAAAUCCGCCCUUUUCUGUUUGGCAUUGGUUGCAUGACAGAUUCCGGAAGGAGCCGAAACAGCAUUAGAACCGGAAGCCGAAACAGCAUUUGCUUUGUCAUGCAAAGUCUGCAUUUAUGCCAGGAUUUGUGUUACUGCUUAUGCCCUACAACUGAGGGGGAGGGGGAGUUGUGCACUGUCAUAGAACACUCAGCUCAUGGACAACCACCAGGAAGAAUUGGCGCUCGCCCUCGCGGAAAAGCGGUACCUCGUGUCCGUCUGCCCGACAGGUGAAGGAGCAGGUUCUCUGGACGCGACGACCAUGGCGGGGGCGAUAGCGGAAACGCUAGGUAGUAGACUGGUGAGUUACCCGGAACCGGACCGGACCGCAUUCUAUCGCGUCAUUGAGGAGGAAGUCGGCGUGCACCCGACCAAGUGGGCUACUGCGCUGGGCGGGAGGUGAAGUUGAAGGUGCGCUACAUGGCAGGAAUAAAGUAAGGGGAAAAUUGAAAUAAUUGUACUUAGUGCCUAUAAUUGUUAUUGGUCUAUAUGUCCACAACCACAUCCACCGGAUGCGGAUUCAUUGCGCGGAGUAGCAGCUAUGAAUAAAUUAUGCUCGUGCAGAACGACUAGAAUGAAAAUGAAUGCCUGAGCCAGCACUUUUGCUUGCUUAUCUAUCAUCAAAAUGUAAGAUUUUGGGAAAUAAGUGAAAGUGUCACGUACCACAAUCAUCAGCGAGAAUCGGAAUCCGAUGAAUUAGAGCGUUGCGUGCGUGUCUUGAUGCGCCUUCCAACGCCCGCGAGUUGCCAGCUCUGAAGAGGCUUCGCUCGAUAAUUUCUUUUUGGAAGACAUCAAUAACAAUUUUAAGUAUGUGAACAAACAGUUGCAGAACGUGUAGAUA
This is a messenger RNA of Amoebophrya sp. A120, 2487 nucleotides long. NCBI's taxonomy places the organism in Eukaryota, Dinophyceae, Syndiniales, Amoebophryaceae. The record is from the annotation of a GenBank genome assembly.